AUGGCGCGGAAGCGAGGCUUGCAGGAGGCGCUCUCCUGCUUUUCGCCGUUGGCUGGGCCUCCAGAUUUGCAGCACCACACUGUGAAGCUCCACAUCUACGACCUUCCCGGACUAGUUCUAGGCUUGAACACCUGUCUCAAGGGCAUUUUGGGCAUCUUUCACACAGGAGUGGAGGUUCACGGUCGCGAGUGGAGCUUUUCAUCCAACGGCAUUGUCGAAUGCUGCCCCGGAGGCUGUGCAUACCCUUUGUACAGGGAGUCUGUGACCUUGGGAACCACCUCGUUGUCGGAAGAUGAGGUGAAGAUGCUCUUGCAUCGUUUCGAUUCAGCAUGGGUAGCAGCCGAGUACCACUGCAUCCGCCGCAACUGCAGCGACUUCUCUGAGGCCUUGUGCGUGGCUCUCGGUGUUGCCCGGCCUCCUCGGACUUUUUCGUGCUCAUGCUAUCCAGGGAAGGAGGCGGCACGACAUGCAGACCUGAAGCGUGCCAUGGCUGCUCGCAAAUUCGUUGAAGGCCGGCGAGUGGCUGGAGCAAUGAGUCAGGAGAAUUCCAGCCCAGGGAGCACAAGGUUGCCCUCGCUGCUGUGCAGUCCGCAGUCGGGGCAUUCCACAACUGUCCCUGACCUACACAAAGGAGGCAGCUUCCAGGUUGCCACACGAGUGCUGCUGCCGCUGGGCUGCUUGCAGCGGUCGCAAGAUGACGAUUGUGAUCAGGCUGAGGCAGAGGAUCUGGGAGAUCUGACGAGGCUGCAAAGCCACUCAAAUGCACCUAGGAAAAUGUCAGCAGCAUCCAUUGACAGCACCUGCAGUUACAGCUCCGAAUCAGAUCCCUCAGCGCAGCUGAAAGAGGGCAAGCGACGAGGUCGGUCCCCAACUGUGCGGCUGCGUCGCAACAGCGACUGGGAAGUGGUACGGGCCGCGGCGCGCAUGCGCGUGCAGAUGAAAGCUGCUUGUGUAUACUUCCGCAAGAAGAAGAAGGAGGACAUGCCCUGGCCAGGCAGCCAGGACAUGCGCUGGAUGGACGCCUGUGGCUCUUCCAUGUGA
Molecule: messenger RNA, 1041 nt
Organism: Symbiodinium necroappetens
Lineage: Eukaryota; Dinophyceae; Suessiales; Symbiodiniaceae
Source: the annotation of a GenBank genome assembly